Messenger RNA from Racocetra persica, 331 nucleotides. The record is from the annotation of a GenBank genome assembly. Lineage: Eukaryota; Fungi; Glomeromycota; Glomeromycetes; Diversisporales; Gigasporaceae.
UUGUGGCAGUUCCGCAAGUAAGAUCAUCCAGUGACAGCAUUGAGGUCACGAAACCCACUACUGACCAAAAGAUCGGUGGCACAGUGAAAGUAAAAUGGAGUACUACUAACAUUCCCAAAGGUCUCAAACCCACCGACCAAAUUAGUACCCGUAUCAGAUGUCAAGUGGGUGGUAGGUCAAGGCAGUUUCCGCCAAAAGCUAUAAUACCAGUGAAUUUUACGGUUGGACAAAGGGAAGUUGGUCUCCCUGAUGACACUGACCUCGUUGGAGUUUCAUGUAAAGCAUUUGUUACCGAUGAUACCAACGAAAAAUUCCAAGGAACUUCGCAAGA